CUUCAGAGAUAAGCUCUCAUCAUGGCCGAAAAUUGGAACAAAGGACUGUAUUGAACUGAGAGAGUUCUCUGAUUUUCUCCGGGGUUGUGAAGCAGCAAUGUCUCAGAUAAAGAGUCUCGAGGUUUUAAAUGACUGCAGUGAGAACCAGAGAAUGCUCAACAAGUUGCCUGAUUGGCUUACAGCAAGAUGGAAUAGACAAGUCAUUCAGAUUGAAGAGGAGACGGGUUCAUUUCCAACAUUUAGCAACUUUGUUGACUUUGUCACAAGAGAAGCUAAAAUAGCAUGUAACCCAGUGACAUCGCUACAUGCUCUCAAGGCAAAUGACUCAGAGAAAGUGAAAACUUUAAAGGCUCAAAGUGUCUGUGCUAAGGCCUUUGCAAGCAGCACAGAAGAGAGAACAGAAACAAACAAAUGUGUUUUCUGUGAAAAAUUAAAUCAUGACAUUCAGAAUUGUCGGAAGUUUAUGGAGAAAGCCAUACCUGAAAGAGUGAAGUUUGUAAAAUUAAAAAGACUAUGUUUUGGAUGUCUCAGUUUUGGACACCAAUCCAAAAAAUGUGAAAGAAGAAGCAUUUGUAACACCUGUAAGGGAAAACACCCAACAUGUUUACACGAAGAACGGGACAAAGAGUCCAGAAGAAACAGGGACAGCGAUGAAGAACAAAGUGAAGUGAAAGUAACCAAAGCACAAGGUAAAGAAAUAUCAAAUGAAGCAAUCUCAAACCGUGUGAUCCAAGGUGAUAAGAGCAAUCUUACAUCUACAGUGAUUCCAGUUUGGUUAUCCACAGCAAGCAAUCCAGAACAGGAAAUAUUAGUAUACGCCCUUCUGGAUAGUCAAAGUGACACUACAUUUGUUCUCAAAGAAAAGGCAGAUGCUCUGGACACAGAGAAAAGAGAAGUACAUUUAAAGCUCUCUACAUUGUCAUCUAAAGAUACGGUUGUUCCAAGUCAAAGGCUCUCUGGGCUACAAAUCAGAGGCUUCUACUCUUCAAAGAGAAUCCCUCUUCCUAUGACAUAUACUAGAGAUUUUAUUCCUGCCAAUUUAAGCCAUAUUCCCACACCAAAGACUGCAAGAGCAUGGCCUCACCUGGAGCACCUGGCUGAAGAAAUUGCCCCUCUUAUUGAAUGCGAUGUUGCUCUAUUAAUAGUUUAUAACUGUUCGCAAGCAUUGGCACCAAGAGAAGUUGUGUCAGGAAAGGACAAUGAGCCCUUCGCUCAAAGGACAGAUCUCGGCUGGACAAUAGUCGGAGGUGUUGAUCAUUGUGUUGACUAUGGGGAAAUUAUUGGAUGUAGUCACAGGAUAAUUAAGGAAGUAACACCCAGUUCACCAUCUGAUCAGCUAUCUAAAGAGGUGCACUUUAUUUGCCGCACUCAGGUCAAGGAAGUUUUCACGCCAUCAAGUGUGAUUAAAGUUCUCAAAUCUGAUUUUAAUGAAAAGAAAGUGGAAGAUUCUCAUCUCUCUCAAGAGGAUUUAUGUUUCAUUUCUAUAAUGGAAGAUGGAGUGAAAGUUAAAGAAGAUGGACAUUGUGAUCAACCCAGUGGAGAGGUUAAGGUGGGAGAAGCUGGAUUAGAAGACCCAGAAGUAUGGAAAGUAUUUGCGAACCACAAGCUGGCAAGUAUAGAUUCUUUGGCGGAACGUUUUGUGAAGUUCUCCAGCUGGUCAAGACUAGUCAAAGCUACCGCAAGGCUCAUCAGAUUUGGGAAAGAGUUUAAGAGAAAGCAAAAGAGAACCAAUGAACCUACAAGUCUUGAAGAAAGACAAGAAGCUGAACUUGCGAUCAUAGCCAUCGUACAAGGCUCAGUCUUCUCCAAAGAGAUCAAGGAGCUUCAGUCCCGAAAGGAGUUAACGAAAGACAAGACAAAUAAGCUCCAUAGACUCAACCCCUUUCUCGACCACAAAGGUGUCCUCAGAGUGGGAGGUAGGUUAGAGCAAGCUACUCUUCAUCCAUACGUCAAGCACCCAGCUAUUUUACCAAAGACAAGCCACAUCACAAGGUUACUGAUUGAUCACUAUCAUCAACGUGUGAGACAUCAGGGCCGGAGCAUGACAAUAAAUGAGAUAAGAGCAAAUGGCAUUUGGAUACUUGGAUGUAGUCAAGCAGUGUCAUCCUAUAUCUACAACUGUGUCAAAUGCAGGAAAUCCAGACGAGGAACAGAAGCACAGAAAAUGGCAAACCUGCCUAAUGAGAGCAUGGAAACAACCUCCCCAUGCACACAUCGUGGGAGGGCUUGUUUUGGCCCGUUUUAUGUCAAAGAAAGACUUCAAUACCUAGCCACUGAGUGCUGGAAAAGAUGGAAAAAGAAAUAUUUGUUGGGUCAACAUCACAGACAAAAAUGGCAGAAAACAAGAAGAAAUGCAAAAGUCAAUGACAUAGUCUUCAUCAAAGAUGAACCAGCACCAAGAAACGACUGGAAACUUGCUAAGGUCACAGCAGUUUAUCCAAGUGAAGAUGGAUGUGUGCGAAAGGUGCAGCUAUUGAUCAGUGACUCUUCCUUCGAUAACCAUGGCAAGAGACAGACUAAACAAGUAUACUUGGACAGACCUAUUCAUAAGACAGUGACAUUGUUGGAGGCAGGGUAGACGCUCUUUUAAGUUAUUAAGGAAAUCACAAGUGAUUUGGUGGGAGUGUAGCUGCCAUCAGAGUCAACUCAUUUAAAUAUUCUAAUAUUUAGUUCAAAACGAGAGUUAAUACAUAAUAGUAUUGAAAUUAAAAGUUUAAUCAUAAAUAAAUAAAUAACUUUCAGUAAAUUUAUGUUUUUGUACAUUGGUUAAAAAGCUCAUUAAAAUGUAAGGAGGAACCUAUGUUUUUUGUUCCGCAUUUCACGUUGUUGCCCACGGGAAGAUUGAUUGACACAAUUCUUUUUUUUGCACGUUUCUUCAAGAAGUUUCACCAGAAAGCUUUAAGACUGAUUUUCUAAGAAAAGCUGUAUAAGUUAUCUUUAUUCCUCUGGAGUUUAUGCGGCCAAUGAGUUCUGACGGCAUUUUUUGGGGCUUUAUAAGACGUGUCCACAAUAAAUGGCUGUUAAAACCAAAAGAACGACGUUGAGCCUUGAUUAUCUCUAGAGGAGUAACAA
This is a messenger RNA of Cyprinodon tularosa, 3072 nucleotides long. RefSeq lists its product as uncharacterized. The transcript has 2 exons. Lineage: Eukaryota; Metazoa; Chordata; Actinopteri; Cyprinodontiformes; Cyprinodontidae. The coding region runs from base 98 to 2578 and encodes 826 amino acids. The record is from RefSeq and is a predicted model, not a curated record.